ACUGGUCCCUCUUAUUCGCCUCCUAUCGUAGACCCAUUUGAGAGUCCCCCAGUCCAACUUGGCUCUACUCUGCAGAAAAGGAUGUCACCUAUCAAGCGCCGAGAAAACCCCGAUCCCAGGGCAGAUGCGCCUGGUCCUAUUCAGGGCCCGGAUGAAGCGAACCACGUCCCAUUUUCCAGUCUGAAAGACCGAAUUUCCUAUGAUACCUUCAAAGCUAUCACCAUCAAACCAUUCUAUCAUACACAUAUGACACCUGUCCAGCACGCAGUCCUAUCGUUGCUUCCUGAAUUGGCACGUCCAUACAUUCUAAGCGACCCUGAUGCUGAUGACGAGAACAAAUUACGGCUGGACGUGCUGUGCAAGUCUAAGACUGGGACAGGGAAAACACUGGCGUUCUUGGUACCUGCCAUUGAAGCUCGUAUUGCGUCAAUUGAUGCUUAUGCGAAGCAAGCCCUCGUUGACGCCGGAAAGGCUGGUGAUAAGCAUAUGGAAGGUCGUAUCAAAAGGGGUUUCGUCCACCAGAAUGUUGGGACAGUAAUUAUCAGUCCUACGCGAGAGUUGGCAACUCAGAUUGCUAACGAAGCUAUUCGCUUGUCCCAUCAUCAUGGUGGAUUUGAAGUCCGCCUCUUUGUUGGAGGUAUGGGCAGGAAGCAACAGAUGAGGGAUUGGAUGAAAGGACGAAGGGACAUCGUUGUUGCUACUCCUGGGAGGUUACGGGACCUUUUGGAGAAUGAACCCGAUGUUGCCAACGGCAUCAAGAAGUCUUCUCAGUUGAUCCUUGAUGAGGCAGACACUCUUCUUGACAUGGGAUUCCGAUCUGAUCUGGAUGCUAUCCUCGGAUUCUUCCCACCUCCUCCUGAGAGGCAGACUUUUAUGUUCAGUGCAACGAUAUCUACUGCUGUCCGUCAAGUCGCUCGCCAGUUUUUGAAAGAGGAUCAUACUUUCAUUGACACAGUGCCGAAGAAUGAAUCGCCGGUACACGCACAUAUCCCUCAGCACAACACCAUCCUUCCCGGCCCCGAGCACCAGAUUCCUCAUCUUCUCCGCCUUAUCGCUCACGAUCAGCUAACUAAUCCUGGCAAAUCCAAAGUUAUGGUAUUCCUGAAUACUACCAGGAUGGCCCAGCUUUUUGCUUCCUUGCUUCGCGAGGUUGGAAAAGGCUCAUUACCUGCCGCUAACACCAAAAUCUACGAGAUCCACUCGAGGAAGGACAUGAACUCACGAAUAUCAACUUCUAGUUAUUUCCGCAAAGAUAUGUCUGGCGCCACAGUAUUGGUAACUUCCGAUGUCUCGGCGCGCGGUAUUGACUAUCCUGGUGUCACUCGAGUCAUUCAAAUGGGAACACCUGGGUCCACUGAACAAUAUAUUCAUCGCGUGGGACGGACAGGUCGUGGGGGGUCUGUUGGCGGACGUGCAGAUAUUGUUGCCCUCCCUUGGGAAGCUGGCUUUCUUACGUGGCAACUCCAGGACAUCCCUUUGAAGAAUGUCACUAUUAAGGAGCUUGAAGGAGAGCUCCUUCAACUGGCCCAAGCGCAUGAUGCCAAUCCUGUUCAACCUGAACGCAAACUUGAUGAGAAAUUUAAAUUAAUUCGUGGUGGUACCAAUUUCAGGUCGGCGUAUUCCUCUGUUGUAUUUCCCCCGAAUGUAGCAGAGCGAAUUACCGCAGGAAUGAAGCAGACGGUUGACGAGGCUCUAUCGCGGGUAGAUGUAGAAAUGGUACGGGAGACAUUCGCUUCUAUGUUGGGGUAUUACAUCCCCAAAAAUCACGAACUACGGAUCAACAAAAAUGCCGUCGUCGAAGGUGUCAAGCUUUGGGCCACUGGGGCUAUGCGCCUCCUAAAGCCACCCUUCGUUUCUACUGCUUUUCUCAACCGGCUCGGUUUGUCGGAUGCGCGCACCAAUGCGUUCAAUAGGUCCUCCGAUUCCCGCGGUCUCCAAUCCCGCGGGAGCGGGAGCCCAGAUACUCCCAGAUGGAGCGGUCGUGGUCAGUUCAAGCUGAGGGCCAAAAAAGAGGACCCAACGUGGUCGCGGACUCGCAGGGAUGGGUUUGAUUCCCGGGAUCCUGGCCCGCCGGCGCGCAUUGGCACUAGGUUUGGGCAGAAGCACUUGACCGCAACUGCCGAACGAAAUGCAUUGUCAUUGCAGAAGAGUGUACCACCUCAUCUUGCUGGAAAAAUUAGGGACAUUUGAGAUCUCUGCCCGCGCCCUUGUGCCAUCGGCUUGCUCUCCAAUCACUGCCCAUUUCCCUAUUUCCACCUUCCACAUCCAUACUCUUUUUAAUGCACCCUCUCCUUAUUUGCAACUUCGUACAGUAUCCCUCUUCUAUCACAAGGAUGCCCUUAUCCUUUCCAGGGGGCCAUGGCAUCAAGGCCUCAUAGACAUAAUGCAAAUCAAUAUCAAUCCCAAUUCAUUAUUGAGCUACCAUACGCCUCAGAGUCUUGGACUUGGAUAGUUAUUGUACAGAUAGGAUCAAUGCAUGACUUAGUAGCUAGAGAUUAGGUCCCAUGGUCACCACCAUUCUUUCCCCAAAUGCGCUUUCAAAAUCUGGUUCAGUUCUUGCCGUUGGACACAGUUCUCAAUUUGAAUGAUGCGGCUAAGGCAAAUCCAACUCAUCCAUGGUCGGACCACGAAAGACUUGCGGUGAACAUGGUCAGGAAAGAUGCAGGGGUGUAGUGGGGGGAACUGU
Messenger RNA from Cantharellus anzutake, 2686 nucleotides. Its product is annotated as P-loop containing nucleoside triphosphate hydrolase protein. The transcript is spliced from 2 exons. The record is from RefSeq and is a predicted model, not a curated record. The coding region runs from base 82 to 2190 and encodes 702 amino acids. Gene Ontology annotation, molecular function: nucleic acid binding; ATP binding. Gene Ontology annotation, cellular component: mitochondrion. Lineage: Eukaryota; Fungi; Basidiomycota; Agaricomycetes; Cantharellales; Hydnaceae.